AUGGCCGAGAACGACUCCUUCCUCCAUCUUGCGCGCCCGCUCGGCCCUGCUUCCAUGGGCGCCCAGCCGUCGACUGCCCCGCUGAACGUCGCCAUCCAGCCCCAGGCCGUCUUCUCUAUCCUCGACCACUCCCUCCGCCGCCCCGCCGAGCAAGAACGCGUCAUCGGCACCCUCCUCGGCACCCGCAGCGAAGACGGCACCGAAAUCGAGAUCCGCAACUGCUAUGCCGUCCCCCACACGGAAACGGCUGAGCAGGUCGAGGUCGACAUGGACUACCAGAAGCAGAUGCUCGCCCUGCACCUCCGCGCAAACCCCCGUGAGGUCCUCGUUGGCUGGUACGCCACCAGCAGCGACCUCAACACCUUCUCUGCCCUCAUCCAGAACUUCUACAGCCAGCAAGGCGACGGCACAUGGCCACACCCGGCCGUCCAUCUCACCGUCUCCACCGUCCCUGGAAAGGACAUCGAGUCCAAGACGUACAUCUCCGCGCCCAUUGGCGUGACGGCUGAGCGCGCCGCAGACUCGUGUCUCUUCAUCCCCGUGCCCCACGAGAUCAAGUACGGCGAGGCAGAGAGGUCGGGCCUGGAGCUCAUUUCGUCGGCAAAGGACAGGGAGGACCGGUCACAGGACGUCAUGACCGAUCUCGAUUCCCUGGAGCGCGCCAUCACACACGUCCUGGACAUGCUCGAGCGCGUCUCCAACUACGUUAACAACGUCCUGGACGAGGAGGCCGAGCCGUCGUCUGCGCUGGGACAGUUCCUCAUGAACGCCCUCAGCCUGGCGCCAAAGGUUGAGCCUGCCGACAUUGAACGUGAUUUCAACGCGCACAUCCAAGAUGUCCUCGUCGUAUCAUACCUCGCAAACACCAUUCGCACACAGAUCGACCUCUCGAAUCGUCUCGCAACUGCGGCACUUACCAUGGGCGGCGGCGACCCGCUCGCUGGCGAUGGCAAGAAGGAUGGUGACAACAGGGGCAAGGGUGGUGACAGGCGAGGUGGCGGCAAGGGAAGGCAGCAGAGGGAACAGGAAGCUUGA
Molecule: messenger RNA, 1035 nt
Organism: Alternaria burnsii
Lineage: Eukaryota; Fungi; Ascomycota; Dothideomycetes; Pleosporales; Pleosporaceae
Product: eukaryotic translation initiation factor 3 subunit f
Exons: 3
Coding region: 1-1035 (344 amino acids)
Biological process (GO): translational initiation
Cellular component (GO): eukaryotic translation initiation factor 3 complex, eIF3m
Molecular function (GO): translation initiation factor binding; metallopeptidase activity; translation initiation factor activity
Source: RefSeq, a predicted model, not a curated record